CUGUGUAUGUGUUUAUGAUCAUCCUGCUCUGCAGUUGACUCCUCAACCACGACCGAGUUCGACUUCAAUCACAUUUCCCUUGAUCUAGAUGGCUUCACUCUGACCCUGAUACAAGCACUCGAUUAAUUACAUAGGUAGGUUUCUGGCGGCAGAGCUCCAUUCUUCUUCUUUCGCGUUAGUGCUGCGUUAGCUAACUGGGGAGGUAGACGCUUUCGCACGGCUCACAGAACUAGUAUUGAGUUCUGUACCCAGUGCUGUCCGUGUGGUUGUAUGCUGGUCCUGUCAGAGUCCAGAAUGUGCAUGGCUUUGCUUGGGAUGUGGCAGUUUCCUUUCACUAUACUGUUGUACAUGCGCGCUGGCAGCAUCAUGCAUGAGUUAGUGAGCUCCUGCGGCGGCCAGAGUCGCCUCCCCACACCACCGUUGUUUCACAUCGUGACCAGCCGGACGUUAAACGAGUCAUUUGCAGGUGAUUUGUAUUGGCGAUGGGUACGAUCGCGGAGCUGAUGUAGUUGCCCGCUCAACAUAGGGCUGUUCACGUAAAUACAAGUCAAGACGGAAAAGUCCAAUCAUGUCGAUCAUGCACAUACCCCAGAAAUUUGAGACAAGACGCCGAGCAUGGGGAUUGCAUUUGUCGUCAAGCCACGACGCGUAAGUCAGAGCCGUCUUGGGAGCGGACCAUUUCCGG
Molecule: messenger RNA, 685 nt
Organism: Ilyonectria robusta
Lineage: Eukaryota; Fungi; Ascomycota; Sordariomycetes; Hypocreales; Nectriaceae
Exons: 1
Coding region: 271-504 (77 amino acids)
Source: RefSeq, a predicted model, not a curated record